Molecule: messenger RNA, 1535 nt
Organism: Archocentrus centrarchus (flier cichlid)
Lineage: Eukaryota; Metazoa; Chordata; Actinopteri; Cichliformes; Cichlidae
Gene: tent5ba
Product: terminal nucleotidyltransferase 5ba
Biological process (GO): mRNA stabilization
Molecular function (GO): poly(A) RNA polymerase activity; RNA binding
Source: RefSeq, a predicted model, not a curated record
UUGCAGACUUGACCGAAUUUUAGAGGCACGCACACAUAGGAGGAAACUGCUUCUCCCACUCAAACCUCCACAUCUGAGACUAAACUUUUCCGCCCCCUCCACUCUUCUCUUCAGUAGUAAUACCCGGAUCUGCUCGCCGCUCACACAGGAAUAUCUCACUGAGGAGAGAAGACGCAGAGCUCAACUGAGAGGAAACGUUGAUUCACACUGUGCUGAUUUCUUUCCUGGGGGAGGGGGGGACUUGAAAGUCGACAUCGCCAUGUCUGGUUCUGGUGCGUCGGAUCACAGUCGGCGGUUCUGUGUGCUGUCUUGGGAUCAGGUGCAGCGCUUGGACUCGAUCCUGGGCGAGGCUAUCCCCAUCCACGGCCGGGGAAACUUCCCCACUCUCUCCGUGCAACCCCGACAGAUUGUCCAGGUUGUGCGAGCGAGGCUGGAGGAGAGAGGUGUGUGUGUUAAGGAUGUGAGGUUGAACGGCUCAGCUGCCAGCCAUGUGCUCCAUCAGGACACAGGACUGGGCUACAAGGACCUCGACCUGAUCUUUGGUGUGUCGCUGAAAGAUGACCAGGCCUUCCGUCUGGUGAAAGACGUCGUGCUGGACUCCCUGUUGGACUUCUUGCCAGCUGGGGUCUCUAAGGAGCGCAUCACAGCACUAACCCUCAAAGAAGCCUACGUACAGAAACUUGUGAAAGUCUGCAAUGACACGGACCGCUGGAGCCUUAUCUCGCUGUCCAACAACACCAGGCAAGAAUGUGGAGCUUAAGUUGUGGACUCUUUACGGCGGCAGUUUGAAUUCAGUGACUCCUUCCAGAUUUGCCUUGAUUCUCUGCUGUUGUUUGACCGCUGCUCUGAGACGCCAAUGUCUGAGAGCUUUCACCCCACCGUGAUUGAAAGUGUGUACGGGGACUUCAAGGAGGCUAUGGAACAUCUGUGUCAGAGGACCAUAGCUACUCGCACCCCUGAAGAAAUCAGAGGGGGGGGCUUAUUGAAGUACUGCCACCUGCUUGUGCGAGGCUUUAGACCCUCGUCAGAGGCGGACAUGAAACAGAUGCAGCGCUACAUGUGCUCACGCUUCUUCAUCGACUUCCCUGACAUAGGUGAGCAGCAGAGAAAGCUCGAGGCUUACCUGCAAAACCACUUCGCUGGGAUGGAGCACAAACGGUACGAGUGCCUCAUGACUCUGCACCAAGUAGUGAACGAGAGCACCGUGUGCCUGAUGGGCCACGAGCGGCGCCAGACGCUCAGCCUCAUCUCCAUGCUGGCGCUGAAGGUGCUCGCUGAGCAGAAUGCUAUCCCCACUGUAACGAAUGUCACCUGUUAUUACCAGCCAGCGCCGUAUGUGCAGGACAUUAACUUCAGUAAUUUUAUUGCGCAUGUGCAGCCACCGCAGGUCACUGCGUGCAGUACUUCAUAUCAGACAUGGCUGCCCUGCAGCUGAGCUGGUGUCAAGGCGCAGAAAAUCACUGUGUCUCCAUCACUAUUUCAAAGGAUGUGGACUGAAAACAAACAAAGAACCCAUUUGCCAAAUGUGACUUGAC